Molecule: messenger RNA, 2802 nt
Organism: Nanorana parkeri
Lineage: Eukaryota; Metazoa; Chordata; Amphibia; Anura; Dicroglossidae
Product: extracellular calcium-sensing receptor-like
Exons: 8
Coding region: 1-2802 (933 amino acids)
Biological process (GO): G protein-coupled receptor signaling pathway
Cellular component (GO): membrane
Molecular function (GO): G protein-coupled receptor activity
Source: RefSeq, a predicted model, not a curated record
AUGUGUAUCUCCAAUGUCUUCCGUGUGUCACUCUUGAAGCCGCUAGUGUGUAAUCGUUACACCACCACUCCUCCUCCUAUUACUGCUGGUGACCAUGAGGAGUAUGAGAUAUGCAGCAUCCUUGACUCUCGUCAUGUCAGGGGUCAAGUCCAGGCGAGGGACGUGAGCUGCAAGGGAAGCCUCCUCAACUAUCGGUCUCCAACCAGGUUGAUGCCCCACCUCUACCAAACGCUCUGGCACCUUGUUGUCUUGUACAAUGUCCCCUCCUCGUACUCGGAUGGUAACCCGUCAGACUUGGCUCACAGCGGGAUAUUGGUAACUGGAGAUGUUCUCAUUGGAGCUGUGAUUCCCCUUCACAUCGACAAACUUUACCCAGAAGUCACCUUUAAAGAGAAACCCCCCGCAGAUGUCUGCACAAUGUUCCGCUUUGAGCACUAUCAGCAAUUCCAGGCUAUGAGCUUUGCUGUUGAUGAGAUCAACCAAAGUCCCAGCCUUCUCCCCAACAUCACCCUGGGCUUCUAUGCGUAUGAUUCCUGUGCUGUAAUGCAGAGGGAGCUAGAGGGCACCCUGUGGAUGCUGACAGGCUAUGAUAGCGUCAUACCCAACUACUGCUGUCGUGACCGUCCACCUCUGGCUGCCAUCAUUGGCCACUCAGCAUCCACGUACUCCAUCCUCAUGGCUCACAUUUUGGGAUUGUACAGAUACCCGCAGAUAAGCUAUUUCUCAACCAGUUCUCUUCUAAGCGACAGGACAAAGUUCCCUUCCUUCUUCAGGACCGUUCCAAGUGAUGCUUUCCAGUCUCAGGGACUGGCACAAAUGGUCAUUCAUUUUGGAUGGACGUGGGUGGGUCUUGUUGCUGCUGAUGAUGAUUAUGGCCAAGAGGGUAUAAAGAUCAUUAAACAAGAAAUAGCAAAAUCUGGAGCUUGUGUGGCAUUCACAAAGUAUAUACAGACCGUACUCUCCUACAAAAACAUCCGUGAGAUCGCCAAGGACAUUAAGACCUCAACAGCUAAAGUUGUGGUGCUUUUCUCUACGGACGUCUACCUUAUUCCUUUAUUUGUUGAACUUUUAGCACUUAAUGCAACUGGGAAAGUCUUUGUAGCUAGCGAAGCUUGGUCUAUCUCAAAUGUACUCUCAAUAGAUAAAUAUUCUUCCAUCUUGUUGGGAACAAUUGGUUUUGCUUAUCACAGCUCAAAGAUCCAAAACUUUAAACACUAUCUAAACAGCAUUGACCCGUACAAUACUCCAGGUCCUUCUUGGGCCAACAUUUUCUGGGAGGAAGCUUUUGGGUGCACAUUGCCUGACCAAAAGAAUGUCAAUGGCUCAAGGAAUGCAUUGAAUGUAUGUACUGGAGAGGAGGACCUCAAUAGCAUCCAUAAUCUUUAUAAUGAUGUGUCAAGCUUGAGAACAGCUUACAAUGUUUACACUGCUGUCUAUAUUAUAGCUAAAGCUCUUGAUGACCUUACGCUUUGCAAAGAUGAGGAGGGAUCCUUAUUGAGGGGAAAGUGCAGAGUUAUUGAGAAAUUUAAAGCGUGGCAGCUCUUACACUACUUCAAGAAAGUACGGGUUGAACUGAGUGACAAGAGAAAAGUUUUCUUUGAUGAGAAUGGGGAUCCACCAGCCGCCUAUGAUGUGGUGAACUGGCAAAAGAACCAAGAGGGUGCCAUGGUCCAGAUGAAGGUUGGAAACUACGACACUGUGGCCUCAUCUGGAGAAACCUUUUCCGUAAAUACAAGUUCAGUGUGGUGGCCAGAUGGGAAACAGGAGGUCCCAAUCUCUAUUUGUAGCGUUAGCUGCUUGCCGGGGUUCAGGAAGGCACCCCGUAGAGGAGAGCCCAUAUGCUGCUUUGAAUGUGUCCCUUGUCCACAGGGAGAGAUCUCUAAUGACACAGAUGCCAUAGAUUGUUCCAAGUGUCCAUGGGAUAUGUGGCCGAAUGCAGAAAAGGAUCGAUGUCUGCCAAAACCCAUUGAAUAUCUUUCAUACAGUGAGCCAUUGGGAAUAAUGUUGAUGGCUACAAGCCUUUCCUCCUCCAUGGUCCCAGCUUCCAUUUUCAAACUUUUCCUUCGUUACAGGACCACUCCAAUUGUAAGAGCCAAUAAUUAUUCAGUGAGUUGUAUUUUGCUAUUGUCCCUGUCGCUCUGCUUUCUCUGUUCUUUGACUUUUAUUGGUUAUCCUGAGGCUGAAAAGUGUCUUCUGCGCCAGGCUGCCUUCGGUAUGGCCUUUGCUCUCUGUGUCUCCUGUAUCUUGGCCAAGACUCUCAUGGUAGUUUUUGCCUUUAUGGCCACAAAACCAGGAAGCAGCCUGAAGAGAUGGACCAGUCCUCAUGUGUCUUACAUGGUGAUUGCCACCAGUUCUAUCCUACAGUUUCUUCUGUGCAUUAGUUGGGUGGUGGCUGCUCCGCCAUUCCCUCAAUAUAACACAGAAACACAACCUGGCAUCAUUAUUGUGGAAUGCAAUGAGAACUCACCUACUGCCUUUUGGAGCAUGCUGGGAUAUCUUGGCCUCUUGGCCUUCAUCAGUUUUGUUGUUGCGUUCUUGGCCAGAGGACUCCCAGACAACUUCAACGAGGCCAAAUUUAUCACCUUCAGUAUGUUAGCCUUCUUAAGUGUCUGGAUAUCCUACAUCCCGGCCUCUCUCAGCUCAAAAGGAAAGUACACCGUGGCCAUGGAGAUCUUUGCAAUCCAGUCAUCAAGCUGGGCUCUAGUGAUCUGUAUGUUUCUUCCCAAAUGUUUCAUCAUCCUGUUUCGACCAGAGAUGAACUCCAAAGAACAUAUCAUGGGGAAAGAGAAAGGCCGGAAAUAG